Molecule: messenger RNA, 2056 nt
Organism: Psammomys obesus (fat sand rat)
Lineage: Eukaryota; Metazoa; Chordata; Mammalia; Rodentia; Muridae
Product: 60S ribosomal protein L36a-like
Exons: 1
Coding region: 915-1235 (106 amino acids)
Biological process (GO): translation
Cellular component (GO): ribosome; cytosolic large ribosomal subunit
Molecular function (GO): structural constituent of ribosome
Source: RefSeq, a predicted model, not a curated record
AGAAACUGAUCCAGAUAGGGACUACUGGACUUCGUUCCUAGGGCAGCGGUUGUCAAACAGAAGGCUUAGGAACCUCAUGCUGUCGGGCUCCACCCCACAGUCUGUGUCAGAAAGCCUGGAGCAGGGCCCGAGAUUUUCCCUCUCAUCAGGUAUUCCUGAUAUGGUUUGGGGAUUUGCUGUCCUAGGAUAUGGAAGAAUUUGAAGAGAGUAAAAGGCCUAGAUUCAUGCUCCAAGAUGAAUAUUGUUGUGCAGUCCAAGGGGCCUGGAGUUGGAGAGAAGAGCUGUGUUCUUAGUGCUAAUGCGCAUGAGCUUGGUGCCAGGUCCUCAUGCAAGCUGAGUAUGCGUAGACAUUCAUGCUUGCUCUUCCACUGGCCUGUCAGCCUAUUUAUAUUUUGCACAGGAAGAAUCUGAGACUGUAGGAGAGUGCUCAGUUACUUGAUAGUCUCAGAGCCCAUAACAUUGCAGAUUCGAACCCCAGUCAGAGCAGAAGAAGGAUAAAAACAUUUGAUAGUGAGAGGCUCCCACCACAAAUUUACCUCAGUGUAGGUAUUUGGACUAUUUCUGGAAACAGUGAAAGGUAAAGUGGGCAGGGAACCUCACAGAAGCCCUCCCGUGUUACUUUCACACAUCACUGACCUGCUUAAACCUUGCUUAGUAGUUGCUUUCUUAAGAAGGUCGGUCCACCCAGCAAAACCUCCUGGAUCAUUUGAAGAGGGGAGGCGGAGAUGACGAGUAGGUUAGUCGUAUCCAACAGCUUAGCUCCCAAACCAAAAGACUCCAGGCCUGGGGCAAUUUCAUGGCCUUUGAGGAGAGUGCUACCUCAUAUUGAGUUUGAAAUGCCUUUUCUUGCCAAGGUAAUUGCUAUAAUUAAGAAUAUUCACUUGAGUUUGUGAGCUGCUAUCACUCCCGUGAAAAUGGUGAAUGUUCCUAAGACCCACUGGACAUUCUGCAAGAAAUGUGGCAAGCACCAGCCCCACAAAGUGACACAGUACAAGAAGGGCAAGGAUUCUUUGUAUGCCCAGGGAAAGUGGCGUUACGACAGGAAACAGAGUAGCUAUGGUGGGCAAACUAAGCCUGUUUUCCACAAAAAGGCUAAAACUACAAAGAAGCUUGUGCUGAGACUUGAGUGUGUUGAGCCCAACUGCAGAUCUAAGAGAAUGCUGGCUCUUGAGAGAUGCAAGCAUUUUGAACUGGGUGGCGAUAAGACGAGAAAGGGCCAAGUGAUUCAGUUCUAAGGUGAUUUGAUUAUGAAGAUAAAAUAAAAUCAUGAGCUUUUGUUCACCUCAUUUGAUUGUAGUUGGUCUUUUGAGCGGGAAUAAACUAAAGUUUGUGCGUGGAAAAAAAUAUUCAUUUGAUCAUAUCCUAAUUCAGACCCUGAAGUCUGCCUCGCAGACUCCUAAUGAAGAAAAACAGGUAUAUAUCAGACUUUGAAAAAAGAAAACUGCUUAUUUACAAGUAUUCUGUUUUCAAAAUAGCAGCAGUCAGUGUCAUAGGCUCAUGUAAAAUUAUUGCAUAUAUUCUUUGAUUUUGUGAACAGGAAGCCAUAGGUCCAGAGAAACUGUGGUCUGCAGAAGACUGCCAUCUUCAAAGUGACCCCAGUGCAGUGUGAUAAGGGCUGUCAGAGAGGCAGGCGUGAGCCACAGACGUCCAGAGAGCAAUCUGGCGCUGUAGAGUAUGCGCUUGAGCUUGUUCUUGAAGGCUGAGAGGAUUUUGUGAGAUGAUGAGGAAAAGACAUGCCGCAUAGAAUGUGAUGACAAUCACUCUAGGAAAGAGUAUAGCCUUCUCUGGGAUCCAUGUGCAGACCAGAACGGUUAGAGCAGGGAAGUGAAAGUGAGGGGGGUGGAGUAAGUUGGAGAGGAUGACAAAAGAGUUCACAAGGAGGAUAAGAUACUUACACACUGCCUGGCUUGGGGAGAUUGUGAACUUCAUGAUACCAGGAGUCAUGCCUGACCCAUGUGUCAGCACAUUCCAUGGUCUAGCACAGUACCCUGCCUGUAGUAGCUUCUGCACAGAAAAGAGCACUUUUGUUACACUUUCCAAUGUUUUAAGGAGAUGA